This is a messenger RNA of Gambusia affinis (western mosquitofish), 975 nucleotides long. Its product is annotated as trace amine-associated receptor 1-like. The record is from RefSeq and is a predicted model, not a curated record. Gene Ontology annotation, molecular function: trace-amine receptor activity. Gene Ontology annotation, biological process: cell surface receptor signaling pathway; G protein-coupled receptor signaling pathway. Bases 1 to 975 code for a protein of 324 amino acids. Gene Ontology annotation, cellular component: membrane. Lineage: Eukaryota; Metazoa; Chordata; Actinopteri; Cyprinodontiformes; Poeciliidae. The transcript has a single exon.
AUGGAAGAAGAAACUGGUUUUUAUGUUGGUUAUGACUUCCACCCUUGUUAUGAAAUUAACAACGUCUCUAAGAUAAUGAGAAGGACUUCUUCUACAAUAUGUACUUUACUCUACAUUUUCCUUGGUUUACUGUCUGUUAUUACAGUGUGUGGAAACCUCCUUGUAAUAAUCUCCAUCAUUUACUUUAAGCAGCUCCACACCCCGUCUAACUACCUGAUCGUCUCUCUGGCUGUGGCCGAUCUACUUGUUGGGAUCGUAGUCUUUCCUCUGAGCACGUCUUUCUCUCUCAGCUACUGUCUGUAUUACAGAAAUCUAUUCUGCAAAAUACGAGACAGCGUCGACGUCAUACUGAGCUCGACGUCUAUUUUUAAUUUAUGCUGUAUUUCUGUGGACCGGUACUAUGCAGUGUGUCAGCCUCUGACAUACAGAUCGAAGAUAAACACUGGUGUUGUUCUGGUUAUGAUCCUCCUGAGCUGGGGAAUUUCUAUACUUGUUGCUGUCGGUUUUAUUGUUGCAGAGAUAAAUCAAGGAAAAUGUCAAGAAAAUUGCUUCUCUGAUGUUGUGCUUGAAAAGGUAUUAGCCCCAGUUUUCUCGUUCUAUCUCCCAGUGACCAUAAUGCUGUGUAUCUAUCUGAGGAUAUUUCUUGUCGCACAAAGACAGGCUCGCAGCAUCCAGAAUGCAGUAAAGUCUGGAGCGACUGUGAGCAACAUGGAGAGAAAGGCAACCAAAACUCUGGCCAUUGUUCUAGGAGUUUUCCUGAUGUGCUGGCUGCCUUUCUUUCUCUGUUUUUCCCUCCAGUUGUUGGGUGGUGUGUCAGUGAUGGUGUAUGAAACCCUUAACUGGUUCACGCUGUCCAACUCGAUGCUCAACCCAUUCAUCUACGCCUUCUUUUACAGCUGGUUCAGGUCGGCUUUCAGAAUCAUAAUGUCAGGGAAAAUAUUUCUGGGGGAUUUAACAAACACCAAGCUCCUGUGA